AUGUCUAAAGAAGUGGCUGAGGAAUAUCUUUCGUCAUUAGCUGAUCUAACGGUGAACAGCAAACCUUUGAUUAACAUGUUGACAAUGUUAGCUGAUGAAAAUGUGGAUCAUGCUCCAGCCAUUGUCCAAGUGAUUGAGAAUCAUCUUGAAAAGGUACCACCUGAAGUUAAACUCCCUAUUCUAUACUUGAUAGAUUCAAUUAUCAAGAAUGUAUCAAAAGUUUAUGUGCCUCUCUUCACUCAAAAUAUCGUCAAUGUUUUCGUAUCUGUUUUUGAAAAGGUUGAUGAAAGAACAAGACUUAAUAUGUAUAAAUUAAGACAAACAUGGGCCGAUGUGUUUCCAGCGAGGAAACUUUACGUACUGGAUCUUCGAGUAAAAGAUAUUGAUCAUGCUUGGCCAGUUACUGCACCUACCCCUACGAGCAUACAUUUUAAUCCAAAAUUUUUAACAGUUUUGAGAGAGCAACUUCUUAAAAAGCAGCAAAUUUUAAUUGAGCUUCAACAGAAAAAACUUGAAUUGCAAUUAAUGCAAACAAAAGCAAUAAUUGAAGGUCAAGAAAAUCCAAUCGGAGAUUCCAAUAAUAGUAGUCAUACUAUGCUUAAUAAUUUAAUACGGCCGCCUUUGAAUGAAGAAGCUGCAAAAUUGUUUUCUCAAAGAGCUGCAUUAAAACCAAAAGCUGUUGUUAUGCCUCCUUCUGCCUCGUCGACUAAAUUCCUUAUAAAAGCAGCCAAAUCUAGGGAUCCUCGUAUAGCCAAACAACAACAACAACAAAGCAAAGUUUCGUCGGAAGUAACCGAUAAGGAGCAAGAAAUAUAUAAUAGGCAAUUAGCCAUGUUAAAAACUCCCGUCGUAGAGCAAGUGUCGCCGGUCGUUCCUGCUCAGAAAGUAUUAAGUGACUCCAAUGUCACAAAAAGUCAUAUAACAUUUAAUGUACAAAAUAAUUCGGAUAAAAGCAGAAUAGAUUCGAAAAAUAAGAAGGGUAGAGAAGGCUCUGUUAGAAAUUCGGAAAAUUCCAAAAACAAAUCCAAAACGGUGUCUGCCAAAGAAUUCAAAAACAAGUCUAAAACAUCGUCCACCAAAGAAUUUAAAAGCUCGCCGAGCAAGAGUUCGAAAAGCUCGUCUUCUAAAACAUCAAAAACGACAAUGAAAGAUUCUCAACGUCAAAGAUCAUUAUUGGACACGUCGAAAAUUUCAUCCAAAAACGAAUGUAAUAGUGAUUAUAAGAAAUCGGAUGGUAAAUCAAAUAAGAGUAAAGUGAAACUUCGCGAAAAGACAAAUAAAAGUUUACCGGAAAAUGUUCAACAAUCUGGUAAAUUAGUGUCGUUAGAUUUAGAACUGAUUGAAUCUAGUCCCUCGCCGGAGCCUCCACCUCCGCCCAUUAUAAGCGGACCACAAGACUCGUCUCACAAUGAAAGAAAAGAAGAAUUGGAUUUUGACGAAGUCAGCGAUGAAGAGAAAGAGAGAAAAAACGAAAUAACUGGUUUUAAAGAUAUAAAAGGGGUUUCAAAGGGAAGAAAUUACGUAAGGAGAAAUCGGGAGCAAUAUUCAAGUUCUCCUCCUUCGAAAGAAGUGACGGGUGACGUAGAUUUUCGUAAUGGCGGACCUGCCGAAAAACAGCCUCGGCUGUUAUUUGACGAAGAGAAAUCCAACAUAAUUGAAAUCUUGGUUACAGAAAGUUUAGUGAAUGUAUCGGGAAAGGAUGUGGAUUUAAGGCUUUUAACAAUGAGGGGUGGAAGUCCAAGCAAGAAGAGACUGUCAACUGAAACUCCAACCGAAGAACCCCCUAAAAAGAAGAAUAAAUCUGAAAUUUUCGAUGAAUUAUUUGGAAGUGAAGAUGUGGAUCUUCGUAAAAUAACCGGAGGAACCAUUAAUUCUGGAGACCGAUUGCCUUCCCCACCUCCACCUCCAGUUAUAUCUAACGGACCGAUAGUACCUCAAGUAGCCACCAUAGCACCUUUAAUCGUCGGUGAAAAUAACAAACCUUUACUUGGAGAUGGUAACAGCAGUGAAUUUUCAAGAGAAAAUCAAAUGGCAGAGGGUACUAUCAGAGACGCUUUUGAUAUAACUCGUGGUAGAUACAGAAGGAAUUGGACAGAUUUAAAAAUCAAACCUGAAGCCGAAAUAAAACCUUUAACAUUAUCAGCUCAAUUGGAAUUAGAAUUAGAAUCGAGAAAGGAUCAUCAAUUUUCAUCUUUUGAUUCUCUUGAAAAAGGUGGUAAAAAGCACUUUAAAGAAAGAACUUCUCGCGGGGAAUUGGAUAGAUUGGGAAGGCCACUAUUAUAUAACAAGCUUCCUAACGAUCCUAGAGCUAGAAGGGAAUCAUUGGGUGUUUUAGAUGGUCGCGAUACCGAUUUAAGAAGGUUGGAAAGUUUAAUGGAUAGAGAUUAUGAUACUAAUAUUAAUGUAAAUAUGAUCAUUGCUCAGGCAGCAGAUCAGGUUCGAAAUGGAACCAUGUCUUUACAAGAAUAUAAUGAACUUUUAAAGCAGGUGAUUCAGGUAAAUGAAAAGCAAAAAUUACGAGAAGCUCAAAAUAAAUCACGUCAAGAGAUACGAAGAACACAACAUCAUCAUAGAAAUAAUCGCCGGUCUCCGAAUCGUUUCGGGUCUCAAAAUAGAAAUAGUCCUCCAAUUAGACAAGAAGAAGAAAGACGAGGAGAAAGGCGUCCUUUUAAUGAUAUUGAUGAAAGGUUACAAAUGCCUUGGCGUAACAUGCAGCACAACGAUUCAGCACCUGUAAAAUCCGGGUUCGGUCGAUUGCCUUAUCAGUGCGGACCCAACAGGGCUCCAUUUGAUAUUUCUGAAAAUGAAGAUCGACAAAUUAAGUCGGAAGUUUGGGAUGAAGAUUCAAAAGGAUUUAGAAAAGGGGAUGAUUUUGAAAAUUCAGAAAACAGGCUGCGUGACGUCAUGUGUAACGAAAGAACGCAUGAUUGCGUGGAUGUUCCUCCCGCGGAUUCCAAGGUUCUCGAACUUAUUUCAAACGAUCCAAUGAAAAGUAUUAAUAUUGAUGGCACGGCACGAGAUAUUCGAUUUUACGGUGAUACUGCCAUUGUAAUGCUUUCGUGGGAUGAUCCAAAGGAAAUUAGUUUUGAAAAUGGAAUAAGAAGAGUUGCGAUAGGAGACUUAAGUAUUGUUUGUGCUUUAAACGAUUCAUAUAUAAUGUUCAUGUUGAAUGGAAAUCCCCACAGGCUUGGAGCGCCCACGCGAGAAUUGUACAUAGACGGAGAAUUUUACGAAGCUCAUUUUGGAGGACCACCGGUUCAAAUUAACAUAGACGGAUUACCUUAUUUAGUUCAAUUGGAGGGACCCCCUCCUCAAGUUAAAAUCGGUAAAAAAAGAACUGACUUAAUUUGCGGUAGAAUAAAUAUGAUAGUCGAUGCCACAGCUAUGUUACCCUUAUUUCUCGAUGCCAAGCCUCAGAGGUUCGAUCUCAGAUCUAGACCCUAUAUAUUUAGAUUAGUUAAUAAUUUAAAAACCUUACUUGUUAAUGAAGUUCCUGUUGAUAUCCAGUUUGGUGGAGGUUGUCGGCAAAUAUGUGGUUAUGGAAAUUUACACUUUUUAAGGUUUGUGCCUUUUCCUCUUCACCUUUCACUGUGUCGUGUAAAAAUUGUCAACAUGGAAAAUUCGGGAGUGCCGUCGUUAAGCAACGUUGCCAGCGGUAAAAAUUCUCCUUCGGCCAAUACAACUCAAACGUCGGACAGCACAACAUCUAAUUCGAAUGUCGAUUCUGUACCUCAAUCAACGCCCCGGUCUACUGGUGCUCCCUUAGACAUUUUAACGAGUUUAAUGAGUGGAACAUCAGCACCAGAACAAUCAGUCGGAUUUAGUUAUCAAGUUGAAAGUAAAGAUGUUCAACAACCGGUACAAUCAUCAACACCACGACCAGAAACAGAAACGGCUACAACAACGCAAUCUCAACCGUCAACCAUUCCUCUUUUGGGAAGUGGUAUCAACAUUAAUGAUUUAUUCCAACGAUUGGUUGCCACCGGUAUUGUGCCAACGUUAUCCAGUUCGUUGAAUAGCAGUCAAAAAUCACAAAAUGAAGUACAAGCAAAACCGAUUGAUUUUAGUGAUACAAAUUCUUUGAGAGAAAGGCAACCCCCAGUCAUCAAUUCAUUAUAUUCAGGAAUACAAUGUAGUUCGUGCGGUGUGCGAUUCUCCCCCGAAGAAACCGUAAAAUAUUCAAGACAUUUGGAUUGGCAUUUCAGGCAAAAUCGUCGAGAAAAAGAUGCAGCGAGAAAAGGUCAAUCUCGUAAAUGGUACUACGAUGUUUCCGAUUGGAUACAAUUUGAGGAAAUUGAAGAUUUAGAAGAAAGGGCUCAAAGUUGGUUCGAAGCAGAAGCAUCUUCCAACGGCGAUGAAAAUAACGAACAAGAAGAAUUAAAAAGUGUUCCCGCGCCAUCGGGACAAGGUACCACUUUAUGCGAUUUAUGUCGGGAUGAAUUCGAAACUUACUACAACGAAGAAAAAGAAGAAUGGCAUUUAAAACCGUGCAUCGUUGUGGGAGAAAAAUAUUUUCAUCCCCUUUGUUACGAAGACUUGAGCAAUGUGAAUUCGUUAAUUGCCGAAAAAACAAUUGAUGUAAAUUCGAUUGUUACGAAAGAAGAAGAAGAAUCGUUUGAAGAAAAAAUAACAAGUUCGGAAAAAAGCGAAACGGAAACGGAAGACAAAAAUGACGAAUCAAAUGUUGACAAUGUAACAAUUGCACCCGCAAUAGACUCGGAGGAAUAUGUCGAAUUCAAUGAAAAUAUUCAGGAAACGGAAAACGAAGAGAACGAUGUCGAAGUCGUUAAAACUCUUUUAAACGAACUUAUCAAUUGCAUCGUGUUUAAAAACGAAAUGAAUUUGUCUGAUGAAACAAUGAGUAACAAUGAUCAGGAAGAAGAGAUCGAAGUGUUAGAAAGCGUUUCCGUCGAAUCGAAAAAAAAUAUUAUUGACGUGGAUUUGAUAGAGAAAUUGGACGACGAAGAGGAUGACAUUGUGUACCAGCGGAAAACGCCAUCGCCCGUAGUUUUAAUACCUCCCUCGAAAAUAAAACAAGAGCCCGUCGACGAAAUGGAAUCACCCGUGGCAGUAGUCGAUCAAACGGUUACCAACGUCGUUGCGUCCAUCGAUGGAAACGUUGAAAUGAUAGAUGCGCCACAGGUAACGCCAUCGGCUCCGAGCAGAAUAAAAAUAACAUUUAACAAACCGAUAACGGUUGAAAAUACGGAAAAACAAAACGUGAAAGAAGCUCAAGACGUGACGUCACCACCGGAAGAAGCAGAUCCCGAUCCGUUACCGCUCAAACCGAAAAAACCGAGAAUCGCGGAAAGGGAAAUGACCGUUUAUCUACCGUGCGUGAGAGGAACCGAAGUUUCUGGAUUGUGUUCGAUUAUGUAA
Pediculus humanus corporis (human body louse) is the source of this 5379-nucleotide messenger RNA. RefSeq lists its product as uncharacterized. The coding region runs from base 1 to 5379 and encodes 1792 amino acids. Gene Ontology annotation, cellular component: mRNA cleavage factor complex; cytoplasm. Gene Ontology annotation, molecular function: RNA polymerase II complex binding; mRNA binding. Lineage: Eukaryota; Metazoa; Arthropoda; Insecta; Psocodea; Pediculidae. The transcript is spliced from 22 exons. The record is from RefSeq and is a predicted model, not a curated record. Gene Ontology annotation, biological process: termination of RNA polymerase II transcription.